Molecule: messenger RNA, 1360 nt
Organism: Hypomesus transpacificus
Lineage: Eukaryota; Metazoa; Chordata; Actinopteri; Osmeriformes; Osmeridae
Exons: 4
Coding region: 370-942 (190 amino acids)
Source: RefSeq, a predicted model, not a curated record
GAAAGAGAAAUAGCAGGAGAGAGAGAAAUAGAGAGGGAGGGGGGGUGUGGCGGGGCGUAAAGAUAGUGUGCUGCCACAGUUCUCUCACAGUCCCACGAAUAAAGACCAGCUCCUAAGUGGGUCCACACUACCCAACCACGUUUUUUACCUAAUUGCAUUACAGCUGCAGAGAGAAGGGGAGAGAGAGGAGAGAAGAAAUAAGGACGCAAAGAGGCCAGGGCAUUACAGGAGAGUACGAAAGAAGAAAAGGAGAGAAGUCAUCCUUGCAAGAAACUGUAGAGGAAAAAAAACUGAUUUCGUCCUGCUUGGAGACACGGCUACUACUGCUACUUCAUACAGUUUAAAAAGGAGGGAGUGUGUCUUCUCACCAUGGCCCCUCCUACUGUGAUGACGAGACUGCUGCUGGUGGCUGCCAUGGCAACUGUGGCGCUGUCAGUUGGCGAGGAGAAUGAACUGGAUUAUGGGUACUGGAACUACAGAGAAGGAGCCGAUAGUGUGAAUGUGGCCUCAGUUCGCAGUGUGACCAGAGUGCUGGAUGUUUGGGGCAAACGGAUCUUCCAUGAGAUCAAGACCCUUUUACACUCCCAACCCAGUACUCUUCUGCCUGACUACUCCAGGGUGCGCCCUCUGUCCGAGUCCCUCAACGACCUGUUCCGAGAAGUCUCCCUGUUGCACAGGCGCAUCACCGAGCUCACCCAUCGCCUAGCAACUCUGGAACCGUUCCUCCGUCGCCACGGCUACCGGGACGAGGGGGAGGAGGGAGGGGGCGGCAGGGCCUCGGCGCCUCUGAGCAUGCGAGGGGGGGCAGCGAGUCUGGCAAGGUACCCCCCCAGACAUGCCGGGAGGGGGGUCGGGCCUUUGAGGGGUACAAGGGUGGUGAGGAGGAGGAGGGUGAAGGUAUACAACAACGGAGGGGUGAGAGUGAUCCAGAGUGAGAGGUAGAGAGAGGGAAAGAGAGACAGAGGGAUGGUCACUGGAUGGGAGUGUCACAGUUGAGAAUGGAUUUAAAGUUUGUGUGUGUGGGGUGCAAAAGAUUGAGAGAGAGAAAGGAAGGGAGGGCAAGAGAGAGAUUGAGAAUGAGAGAGAGAAAGAGAGAGACAGAGAUAGAGAGAGAGAGAGGGCAAUGGAAUACAAACGAAACUGAUCCUGCAAAUAUUAUAAGUAUACAUUUUCAUAUAGAUUGUAUAGAAUUGUUGUAAAAUGUACGUCAUUCCUCUAUACCAUGUGCUACUGGUUAAUACUUGUCUUUAUACAUCCGGAGGUGUGUUCAUUAGGGUGAUGACCUAAGGUAAUGUGUCAUUUCAGCCAAUGGGAAGACACAGAUGCAGAGCAAAUAAAUACAUUAUACGUUAUCUUAUAA